This is a messenger RNA of Blepharisma stoltei, 1809 nucleotides long. NCBI's taxonomy places the organism in Eukaryota, Ciliophora, Heterotrichea, Heterotrichida, Blepharismidae. The record is from the annotation of a GenBank genome assembly.
AUGGUAGAACGUAUUCAAGAUUCUCUAAAUUCAAGCUCGAAUAGCAUUAUUACGAAUAAUAGAAACAUAGAAGAAAUUCUGAAGUGCUUUAUUUGCUUUGAAAAAGUAAUUGAUGCCAAAUUAUGCCCAUCCUGCUCAAAACUAUGCUGCAAUUCUUGCAUCAUAAAAUGGUUAUCUAAAAAGCCAGAAUGCCCUCAUUGCAGGUCUCCUUUAAGACACCAGAAUUUGGUUAAUGGACGUAUUGUUUCAGAAAUAUCACAAGCCUUAGAAUCUCUUCAAGUAUCUAAACCAGAGCCAAUAGAAAAAUGUGCUGCACAUUCAACUCCACUUUCUUAUUAUUGUUUGACUUGCCUUAAAGCAGUUUGUUCUGAUUGUGCAAUGUUUGGCUUAGAGCAUAAAAAUCAUGAAUUUCAGCGUCUUUCUACAGUUCAUGAAAAACAUGUAGAAAUUAUCAAGCAUGAAUCACAAAUUCUUACCUAAUUUACUGGAUUUUAGUGGCUCUUCUGAUAAAUAAUGGGAAUAAAUAAUUUUUUAAGUUAAUUAUAUUGCGAAAAAUAAAUUUAAUAAUGGAGAUUUAGAAGAAGAAUUUGAGAACUUUCUUCAAUUUUGCAAGAAAUUGAUUUAAAUAUUGCAAAAGUAAAAAAGAGCAAUGAAGAAAAGAGUAAUGAAUUGAUUUCCUCGGUUCAGCAAAUGCAAGAAAGAUUGGAUUCAGAGCUAGAAAAUAGGCUGCAAGUUUUAAAUAAACAAAAAGAAACUUUAAGUGAAGAAAUUGAUCAUUUGGAAAAUAUGCAUAUUAAAAUUAGCAAACAGUUAAUCAAUAAUGCAAAAAGCAAACUUAUCGCAAAAACUCCAAGAAUAAUCAAAACCCUAAAGGAAUUGCAUUUAGCCCCUUUACCUCCUUUAAUACCUGUGCCCUCUGAAUUUCCUUCCGAGAUAAUUCCUAACUACGACUCCGAAAUUUUUGAAAUUAACCACUACACCGUGCUCAGAUCGUCAACUGAAGUGGUUUAUUCCAAAAUCCUCCAAUCUGACGGAGUUUCCUGAAGGCUCAAAGUAUAUCCAAACGGAAAUGGCGUGGCUCGAGACAGCUAUCUCUCAGUAUUCAUAGAGAUGAUUAAAGGAUUCCAAUACUCCUCAAAAUACGAGUACCGUAUAGAAAUGGCCAACCAUUUAAGCUCAAACUUAUGUGUUGCUAGAGAAAACACUUCAGAAUUCGAGCCUGGAGAAUGCUGAGGGUAUAACCGCUUCUUUAAAAUCCAGCUGCUAAAAGAAGAAGGCUAUUUAAAUGAAGAAGACACAAUUCUACUAAGAUUUUUCGUAAGAGCUACCACUUAUUCACAGAAAUGCAGGGACCAGAAGCAUUAUAUUAACUAUUUAGAAGCAAGCAAAAACAAUCUACAAGAACAGCUAAAAAAUUACAAAGAAAAAUGUGAAAAAAAUGCGUCGGUUUUGGAUUCUGAUGAAAAUCCACUAGAAAAAAUAGAAGAAGAAAAUUUAGAAGAGGAAAAAGAUGGAGAAGAGAUAGGAAAAGAAGAUGAAUUAGGGAUAUUGCAGAAACAAAUUGAAAUAGAGUGGAAAGUUAAAAAUGAAGGAGAAGAAGUCAAAAAAGUGUCUAGAGAUGAAUUAAAUACAGUUUUGCAGCGGUAUAUGAUGACCCCAGAAGAGGUAAGCUCUCUAAGUUCAGAAUCUGCAGAAGACUGUCAGGAGUUUGGAUCUCGCAGCUGCUCUGAUAUUCUUCUCCAUGAUCUUUUAGACCCCUAUGAGCCAGAAAUCUCGAAUUCCCAUACAAAUUCUGAGCCCUUUAGGUAG